GUGGCAUGAGACCGAGGCGGUGCGCUCAAUGCGGUUCGACCGGUGCUUAGUGCGCUCUUAUUCUCUUAUACCAGCCUGCUGCUGCAGUAUAAGCUUUAUUAUUAAGAGUUCACACUAUGGAGGACCUUUACCAGUAUCCUAUCUUCUUCGAGUGUCCCAGUCUGGACGGAGAGCAAAGGAAGGCGAUAGAGAAGUACUUCCAUGUCCGUCGCAAGUCAGGAGGAGGAGACUGCGGAUCGAUAACAAACAUACAAGAUCAAAUUUACAGCAUCGCUUUUAAUGAGCGAGACGCUCAGCAAAGAGUCCUGCAGAGAGCUGAACAUGUGUUCAAGUUCGCAGAUGGUCCUCUGGUGCUGACUGUGCGAGACAGCCCGGGACCUUCCACCUGCUCUCCCAUCACUACCCCGACUACAAGCAAGUCACUUAGCCCAAAACUGGACUUAACUCCGUCACAGCAGAGACAGCAGUACGUUCUUACUUCAAGCCUGCAAACAAGUUAUGAAGAAUAUGAGCUACGACCUGAUUCUUACCUUCUACGUUACCUGAAGGAAUGCCCCAAGGCUGGGAAAGAACUAGAGAAACAGCUCUCCUCUGUUGCCUGCUCGGCUCAGCUGUUUCCAGAGGAGGGGAGGGUUUUAGUUAGCUGUUUAGCUCAACUUGGUUCUGCAGAUGAAGUUAGAAAUUGGAAAGCAGAGGUAGACAAAGUCUUUGAUGGCUACAUGUGGCACUAUGAGGCAGACCCUCACAAAGUUAAAGCUUUGCGUCAGUCCUGCAGCUCUCCUCAGACCACAGAUGAGGUGAAGGUGUACAUCGAGGCUGGGCUGGCUGUUGUUGUUGGGGAGUGUUCUCAGGUGAAAGCCAGGUUGAUGGAUGUAGAGGGCUCGCAUUUUAAACGAGGGUCUCCUUUAAGAGAGAAGCAAACCAGCGUUCGUCGACUGGGUGAGGCCAAGCUUCGCCUCCUCUGGAAAGAGAUUGAGCACAGUUUGGGGCGAGAUUUUCCAGGAUUGAAGGUCACGCAGGGAGCUGCAGGUCAAUUACUUUUGGAAGGUUCUCUGGAGGAGAUACUUAAAGCUGGAGAUUGGAUCUCUGAUCAGGAGAAAUUGGUCUUAGAAAGGACAGUUUCUGACAAGAGCACACAUUUUCUGGCCUUCCUCAGGAAGGCUUAUAGAGGUCCAGGGGUGCUAGGUGACUUUUUAGGGGUUGACGGUGACAAGUUGGAAGUAGAGUUACGAGACACAGAGCUACGUAUCUUAUCCCUUUCCACUGAUAAACUGGAUGAUACAGAAAAAAAACUGCAGGUGAAAUUCAAGGAAGUCAAGAUUGAUGUUCCUAACUGCUCCGCUGUGCCAUCUGACCUUCGGGAACAGCUUAAGUCCAAGACAAAUGAGAUGAACCAAGGGCAAUACAGGGCUCAUGUGGUGUUUGGCUCAGACAGCACGGUGUGCCUACUGGGCCACACCAAAGAGGUUGAAGAGCUGAGUGAAGCUGUCAUACAGUUUAUUUUGGACCAGUCAAGCAUAGAAGGCAAAGUCAUUCUCCCUUAUCCAGAACUGGUACAACUCUUACCAGAAUUGCUUCAGCUGCAUCAUUUUGACUAUUCAGGGGUUACCUUCCAUCCUUUAACAUCUUCCUUUCAGCCGACGGUGGCGCUGGAAGGCCCAUCCGGCAAAGUGACUGAGGUCAGAAACAGGCUGGGUCCAUUUCUGGACUCCAUUGUUCAGGAUAGAGUCACCAUUGACCUGCCAGGAGCAAUAAGGUAUUUCGAAAGUCCCUCUGGAAGAGGCAACAUCUUAAGUGUUGCUCAUUCUCAGAAGUGUCUCGUACAGCUCCAAGAACAACCUCAUGCUACUAGACAGAUUUUGGCAUCUGGUACAGGAGGCACAACAGUUGCUACCUACAGCCUUCGUGAUGGGUUCCAGGUGCUAGUGUGUCAGGGUGACAUCACCAAACAGGAUGCUGAUGCCGUAGUGAACGCAGCCAAUGAAGAUCUGGACCACGGUGGAGGGGUUGCUGCUGCGCUGAGUAAAGCAGGUGGCCCUCAGGUGCAGAAGGAGAGCAGAGCUUUGAUAAAGCAGACCGGAAAAAUCGCUACAGGUGAUGUGGUGGUGACCACAGGGGGGAACUUAAAAUGCAAGAAACUGCUGCAUGCUGUUGGUCCUGUAGGUGGAAAAUCAGGUGGCAGAGAAAGGAUCUUACUGGAAAAAACUGCUCGGUCUGCUCUGGAUUUAGCAGAGAUGAUGGAGUUCAGGUCUAUAGCCAUGCCCUGUAUCAGCUCAGGGUUAUUUGGGGUUCCUGUCACUGUGUGCUCUGAGGCUAUUGUAAGUGCUGUUAAGGAGUUUGGCAGUCAGGGAGGGCGAAGUCUGAGCAGAAUCAUCCUGAUUGAUAACAGAGGAGAGGUGGUGAGGGCCAUGCAGGAAGCAUGUGACCGGCUUCUGCAAGGGACAAGUACCGGAAACAGUGCACCAAGUGAUCUGGGGUUCCAAAGAGGAGCCACAGCUGGAGCUCCUGAAGAUGGUGUCCAUGUCGAGGUUGUUCAGGGAACCAUCGAGACCCAGCAGGUGGAUGGCCUGGUAUCCCCUAUGGUUGGCCAUCAUCCCCUCUCUACCCGUGUUGGAAACGCUUUGUCAGACAUGGUUGGACCUCAGCUGACUGCCAAGUUUCAUAAUGAAGCAGGUGGAGCAACACUGCCUGGUGACACAGUCCUAGUGGAGGGCUUGCCUGCCCUUCGAUCUAAAGGAGUGUUCUUCCUCAACCUUAUUCCCUGGGACAAUAACCCACAUGGAACAGCUGUCCAGGCUCUGAAACAUUGCAUCAGAAAACUUCUGGCUUCCUGUCAGAUCAGAGGCUUUAGUUCAGUUGCUCUCCCUGUGCUUGGGACCGGUGCAGUCCUGCGGUUUCCUCACAACAUGGCAUCCAAGGUUCUACUGGAGGAGGUCCGUGAAUUUGAACAGAACCGAAUCAGCAGAACAUCUUUCCUGGUCCGUAUUGUCAUCCACCCCAAUGACAAAGAAUCUAGCAAGGCCUUCCAGUCUGCCCAGGAAGCUAUACAUCUCAGAGGAUUCACCAACGAUGCUAACCCAGACCAAGCCUCCUUUUAUCGCCAUGUCUCCACAACUAACAAUGAGGUCACAGCCAUGCUGGGUGGAGUCAAGCUUCAGAUGGUCCACGGUGACAUCAUCCAUGAGAGCACUGAUGCCAUUAUCAACACAACUGACUUUACCAACCAAGCUGGUGUGUCUAAAGCUAUUCUGACUGCAGCAGGGUCCAGUGUCCAAGCACAGUUAGCACAAGUGGGCAUUCCAGCAGACCUCAUGUGCACCACAGGACCCGGGUUGCUUGGCUGCAGGGAAAUCAUUCAUGCUAGUUUUAAGUGUGACCCUCAGAUGUUUCGGAAGAAUUGUAAAAAGAUACUGAAGCAGUGUGAGAGCAAAGGCUACCACUCAGCGGCCUUCCCAGCUAUCAAUACUGGUAUGGCUGGUAUGGACUCCGUCAAAGCUUGUAAAGCCAUGCUCGAUGGCAUGGCCUCAGCUAUUACGGGCUUGAAACCAAAUUCGCUCACACUCAUCCGCAUUGUCAUCCUCCAGUCGUCGGUCUUCCAGGCUUUCAGAUCAGAGCUGGAGAACCGCUUGGGACAACCAGUGGCUCACCGCCUCAACCUGAGAGAAAAAGCUAAACAAAUUCUCAAGAAGUGUCAAGACAAGUGUUCAAGAACCUCCACAACUUCAACACCUCAAAGCAAAACCUUCACCUCCUCAAAGCCACCGCCGGCUGUGAUCACUGUGAUUAGUUGUGGUCCAGACACCAUCAGGACCAUCAGGGGAGAUUUGGAGGGCGUCCUGCAGAAGCAGCUGGUAGAGAGAGAGGUGGAUGUGCAGGAUUUUUCCAGGCUAGAUGCGAUGGAGCUGGAGGCAGUGCAGGCCAAAGUUAAAGUCUUAGGAAUAAGCCUGGAGCACAGGAGACGUCAAAGUUCUGACGGUGUGAACAACAGCAGAGCAGGAAACACAGCCAGAGCUGAAGCUAGAGAUCGGUUGGGGUCAGGUAGAGAGGUGUAUGUGCUGAAAGGCCUAAAAGAGGACGUGUUGAGCGUCAUUGAGCUUUUAAACCGAGCAAUUCAAAAGUCACUCUGCGAAGACCUCCAAGAUAAAGAAGAAGCAAUGGUGGCUCUCGAUGUCCAGUGGUCGAUGCAGGAUGUAAAAAAAGUGUGGCACGAGAUGAGCCUGCAUGACAACUACAUGCUGGAGGAGGCUCACAUGAAGAAGCAAGUGUCUGUAGAAAUGACGGCACCAGACGGCAUGACGGUGACCGUAAACCUGAAGAAACAAGAAGCCACAAAUUGGCUAACGGGCAUCACGUACAAAGUGAAAAGGAGCGAGUCUGAAACAACCUUAGAGUUGCCAACACAAUGGGAACCUAUGCACGGAGAAGUCUUUAAAAAGGUCGAGCUGCGGCCUAACUCAACGGAGUACCAGGCUGUAGCCAAGGGCUUCCUCAAAACGGCUAAAUACAACAUCCGCAAAAUUGAGCGUGUGCAAAACUUCUACCUGUGGCACGCCUAUGCUUUGAGUAGGCAGCGUAUACUUGCCAAGAAUGGCCCAGCAGAACUCGGGGAGAAGCAACUCUACCACGGCACAUCAGCAGAGUCCUGCGACUGCAUUGAAAGGGACAGAUUUAACAGGAGCUACGCUGGAGCAAAUGCUGCUGCGUAUGGAAAGGGAGUUUACUUUGCAGUCAAUGCAAACUAUUCAGCAAAUGGAUUUUCCCCAGCAGACACGUCCGGCUUGAAGAGGCUGUACGUGGCUCGUGUCCUGACCGGCCGUUACACACUCGGUAAUUCUUCCAUGAAAGGCACCCCUGCCCGAGGCUCAGACCCCACCGACUGCUUCGACAGUUUGGUGAACAACCUGCAGCAGCCCGCCAUGUUUGUGAUCUUCCACGAUGACCAGGCCUACCCAGAAUACCUCAUCACCUUCAAAUGAGUAAAACUGAUUGCAGGUUAAAUAGUACCAAAAAUAGUUGUACCUUAGAAUGUGCCAUACACUUUUACUCUCUGUUAAUGUUCAAUUUGUAUUUUCCUGAGCAGAUUUUCAGCCAUUUUCAUUUCCCAACAACACAGAAGCCCUUUUACAGUAUUGUAUAACAAAAACAACCAGAUGUGGUCACAAAUAGACAAGAUAGUCAGCCUUGUAUUGAAGGACAAAGCUGCACCCCAGAAACAUGCCUCAAAAUUAUACUUUUCUUUUUUAGAAAUCCUAUUUUUCUGACUUAUAUGUGAUAUAAAUUGUGAUAUAAAACCUGAAAUAUUCAAUAUCUUCCAAAUCUGAAAGCAGUAUUUGCAAAUGUUAUGUUAUCGUAAUGUAACUCCUAAUAAGCGGUGUGUUAAUUUGGCAAAGAUGUUCUUUAAGGGUUAUUGUGUUUUCAUUUAUUUGAUCUCAUUGAUUGAUACAGUACUUAAGAGAGAAGUAUUUCUUUUGGUUAAUUUUUUUUUUUUAUUGAUAUACAUCUUAAGUUUUAGCGCAUUAUUUAUCCAAUUAACUUUGAUGGAAUAUUAUGUAAAAUAUUAUAUAUCUAUAUAUACACAUACAUACACAAUACAUGCAAAAAAGAAUAAGCCAACAUCAAACAAGCAGGGGUUAAAUCAUCUGCACCAUGAUAAUUGGUUAUUUGGGAAGUACAAUUUUUGAUGCUAGACUUCCAAAAAUAUGUAGUAAAUAUAUUGAUUUAAAAAAAUCAAAUUAAAUGAUGACGAUUUUGUAACAGAGGAAUCCAAAGUAAAGAUAUUUCAGACAUUAUAAAAGUAGAGAGGGUUUUUCUUUGAACGGUGGCAGAGAAUACAGGAGCGAAUGAGCAGUGUCUGUUUUUGUAACCGUGCCAUUUAUUAACAAUUUUAGAGGGAGUACACCUUUCUUAACAAUGUAAAAAGAUUUAUAAUUAAAAAUGAUUUGUAAAUUAUGA
Sebastes umbrosus (honeycomb rockfish) is the source of this 5952-nucleotide messenger RNA. Its product is annotated as protein mono-ADP-ribosyltransferase PARP14-like. The record is from RefSeq and is a predicted model, not a curated record. The coding region runs from base 117 to 4976 and encodes 1619 amino acids. Gene Ontology annotation, biological process: negative regulation of gene expression. The transcript is spliced from 15 exons. Lineage: Eukaryota; Metazoa; Chordata; Actinopteri; Perciformes; Sebastidae. Gene Ontology annotation, molecular function: NAD+ poly-ADP-ribosyltransferase activity; transcription corepressor activity. Gene Ontology annotation, cellular component: cytoplasm; nucleus.